Cercocebus atys (sooty mangabey) is the source of this 3190-nucleotide messenger RNA. It is a transcript of the gene GORASP2, whose product is annotated as golgi reassembly stacking protein 2, 55kDa. Gene Ontology annotation, molecular function: protein binding. Gene Ontology annotation, biological process: Golgi organization. The coding region runs from base 828 to 2186 and encodes 452 amino acids. The transcript is spliced from 10 exons. Lineage: Eukaryota; Metazoa; Chordata; Mammalia; Primates; Cercopithecidae. Gene Ontology annotation, cellular component: Golgi apparatus. The record is from RefSeq and is a predicted model, not a curated record.
AAUAAGCAUGAAUACGACCUGGCUACCUGAAGGAGGUGGGACGGGGAACCGAACAGCAUCAGGUGGUGGAAUGCCAGGGAAAUCCAACCGUGCUUCCCACGCUGGCAUCGCUCUGAUUGUGACCAAUCCUCUAAUCUUAUUCUCACAAUUACGGAGGCAGAAAAAAAAAACCCAAACCAAAAAAGAAGUUGGUAGGUGACUCUGUGAGACUACUGUUUUAUAAAGGGAGCGUUUCCUUUUAUAAAAUUUAGCUGAGCAGAUGCAGUAUGCUCUGCUCAUACUGUGCAGUGGCCCCACAGGGGGCCACUAUUCCCCUCAGCUGUAUAGUCUGGGAAAAUACCUGUACACCCGGAGAACAGAGAGCUUGCUGUGUGUUGAGUUCGCUCCUGUUUAUCAGCAGCUCUUUCCCUGCCUCUGGCCACCAGGGGGACCUGCAACCUGUUCUUUCAGGCGAGCGGGAACGCGUCUGCAUAAAUCUGGCCCAAUCCAGGGCCCCGUAGCAAGGCGCCAAAGCAAGGGGAAGCGCAUUUCUGUUCUCUCGCGAGCACGACGCGGCACCUCCCAGCCCUUCUCCGGCCCUCCCUCUCCACCCUCCCGGCCGGCGGGCGAUCGAGCCCCUUCCAGUGGCUCGCGGCAGGUGGCGCUGUCUGCGGCGUCGCAGCGGCCCGGGCCGCAGCGGAGACGAUCUCCCGGCGGGCUGUGCGGCCCGGCUCUCCGGCGGCAGCGAGUGCCACGUCCCAAGUGCUACGCGGAGGAGCAGAGCGGGCGGUGCGCGGGGGGCGGGAGCAGCGCGGAUCCCGGCUCGGCCACACAGAUCGCCCGCCGCCAUGGGCUCCUCGCAGAGCGUCGAGAUCCCAGGCGGGGGCACCGAAGGCUACCACGUUCUACGGGUACAAGAAAAUUCCCCAGGACACAGAGCUGGAUUGGAGCCUUUCUUUGAUUUCAUUGUUUCUAUUAAUGGUUCAAGAUUAAAUAAAGACAAUGACACUCUUAAGGAUCUGCUGAAAGCAAACGUUGAAAAGCCUGUAAAAAUGCUUAUCUAUAGCAGCAAAACGUUGGAGCUGCGAGAGACCUCAGUCACACCAAGUAACCUGUGGGGCGGCCAGGGCUUAUUGGGAGUGAGCAUUCGUUUCUGCAGCUUUGAUGGGGCAAAUGAAAAUGUUUGGCAUGUGUUGGAAGUGGAAUCAAAUUCUCCUGCAGCACUGGCAGGUCUUAGACCACACAGUGAUUAUAUCAUUGGAGCAGAUACAGUCAUGAAUGAGUCUGAAGAUCUAUUCAGCCUUAUUGAAACACAUGAAGCAAAACCAUUGAAACUUUAUGUGUACAACACAGACACUGAUAACUGUCGAGAAGUGAUUAUUACACCAAAUUCUGCAUGGGGUGGAGAAGGCAGCCUAGGAUGUGGCAUUGGAUAUGGUUAUUUGCAUCGAAUACCUACACGCCCGUUUGAAGAAGGAAAGAAAAUUUCUCUUCCAGGACAAAUGGCUGGUACACCUAUUACACCUCUUAAAGAUGGGUUUACAGAGGUCCAGCUGUCCUCAGUUAAUCCCCCGUCUUUGUCACCACCAGGAACUACAGGAAUUGAACAGAGUCUGGCUGGACUUUCUAUUAGCUCAACUCCACCAGCUGUCAGUAGUGUUCUCAGUACAGGUGUACCAACAGUACCGUUAUUGCCACCACAAGUAAACCAGUCCCUCACUUCUGUGCCACCAAUGAACCCAGCUACUACUUUACCAGGUCUGAUGCCUUUACCAGCAGGACUGCCCAACCUCCCCAGCCUCAACCUCAACCUCCCAGCACCACACAUCAUGCCAGGGGUUGGCUUACCCGAACUUGUAAACCCAGGUCUGCCACCUCUUCCUUCCUUGCCUCCCCGAAACUUACCUGGCAUUGCACCUCUCCCCCUGCCAUCCGAGUUCCUCCCGUCAUUCCCCUUGGUUCCAGAGAGCUCUUCUGCAGCAAGCUCAGGAGAGCUGCUGUCUUCCCUCCCGCCCACCGGCAACCCACCCUCCGACCCUGCCACAACUACUGCAAAGGCAGACGCUGCCUCCUCACUCACUGUGGAUGUGACGCCCCCCACUGCCAAGGCCCCAGCCACGGUUGAGGACAGAGUCGGCGAGUCCACGCCAGUCAGCGAGAAGCCUGUUUCUGCGGCUGUGGAUGCCAGUGCUUCUGAAUCACCUUAACAUUGAACCGUUCUUCGGAAUUGGCGUGGUAUAUUUAUUUAACCACGGGAGUGUGUCUGGAAAUGCAAACUAUCAUUAAUUUCAUACUAGUUUGUACCGUAUCUGUAGGCAUCCUGUAAAUAAUUCCUACAGGGGAUACUAAACGAGGACGUGGGUUGUUUCCUGCCAAGUUGAGUGGGGCUCACGCGCUAGGGCAAGAUGUCAGAAAGUGCUUGUAUUUUAAACAACCAAAAAGAAUUGUAAUGGUGGCUUGCUGUCAGGCUUGCAGUGCCAUUGCUGCGGGUGUGCAUCUUCGGGAAAGGUGGUGACGGGGCGUCCACUAGGUUUCCUGUCCCCUGCUGCUCUUUCCGUAAGAAAAUGAAAUAUUCUAUGCCUAGUACUCACACGCAACAUUUCUUGUACUUUGUAAGUCGUUUGCGAGACUGCAGACCACUUCACAAAACUAAACGGUAAAGAGAUUUUACUUUUGGUCUCCGUGAGUCGCAUCUCUAUUAAGGUUUACACAGGAAUUCCACCUGAAGACUUGUGUUAAAGUUCCACAGCGCUCACUGUUAAUUGAACGUCUUUUUCUUCAGCCUAUACACGGAUCCUUGUUUUGAGCUCUCUGAAUCACUCAGACAACAUUUUGUAACUGCUGCUGUUGCUUUCUACGUCCACCUUAUAAAGUGGCAUUUCAAAAGAAAUAAAGAAGGUGUCACAGUUUUAAACCAGAAGGUGGCACUCUGUGGCUCCUUGUAGUAUUAUAGCUAUACUGGGAAAGCAUAGAUACAGCAAUAAAGUACAGUAAUUUUACUUUUUUUCUUGUGUUACAUCUAAAUUACAACCCUUAAUUGCCACGUGUGCACUUACUACUCUCCGGUAUGUCUUACUACUCUCCAGUAUGUCAUGCAUCUUUAACUUUUCAUGUCCUAUGUUUGCUUUCUCCCGUUUUUAAGAGAUGGUAAGUUAACUGGAGUUGAUUUACUGAAUGAAAUUAAAUGCAGAUAUCCAUGUUUUUGAAAUAA